Chelmon rostratus (copperband butterflyfish) is the source of this 4870-nucleotide messenger RNA. It is a transcript of the gene gpc5a, whose product is annotated as glypican 5a. The record is from RefSeq and is a predicted model, not a curated record. NCBI's taxonomy places the organism in Eukaryota, Metazoa, Chordata, Actinopteri, Chaetodontiformes, Chaetodontidae. The transcript is spliced from 9 exons. Bases 218 to 1939 code for a protein of 573 amino acids. Gene Ontology annotation, cellular component: extracellular region; cell surface; plasma membrane. Gene Ontology annotation, biological process: cell migration; positive regulation of canonical Wnt signaling pathway; regulation of protein localization to membrane.
UUCAAGCGGAGUCACGCCGCAGCUACUUUCCCCCUGUGUCUGGAUUUAAAUGAUCACCAGGAGCGUUUCCUCGACGUAAACACAAACGCCACAUGGUCGACGCCGAAUCCUGAAACCUGAAAUGUCGACGGGGCUCACCUGAGCGGACUAUAGGAAACCUUAACUCUCAGACAAUCUUUUUUUUUUUUUUUUUAAAUAACCCGGGAUUUUAUUAAAGAUGUCUGUGCAGUGGACGAACUACUUUUUCUUCCUGGCGUGUUGCUCUGGAUUAGGGUUUGGAAGCCCAAACAGAUGCGACGAAGUGCGCAAAGUUUUCCAACUCAGGCAAAUUGGACCAAAUCAAUUAUUGCCUUUAGGUCCCAGACCAGGUUCAGACCUUCAGGUGUGCAUGUCCAAGAACCUGACGUGCUGCACCAAGAAGAUGGAGGAGAAGUACCAGGUGGCGGCCCGGAGGGACAUCCAGAACCUCCUCCAGACCUCCAGCUCCAGCCUUAAGUUUCUCAUCUCGCGUAACGUCGCUGCUUUCCAAGACACCUUUGAUGUCCUGAUGAGGCAGGCGGAGAAUCACACUAACGUCGUCCUCAAGGAGUCGUACGGCAACAUGGCUGAUCAGGCUGUGGGCCCUGUGCGGGAACUCUUCACCGAUAUCGGCCUCUUCCUGCUCGGGUCUGAGUUUAACGUUGAUGACUUAGUGCAGCGAUUCUUCGACGCCCUCUUCCCGCUGGUCUACAAUCACCUCAUCAACCCAGGCCUCAGCGACAUUUCGCAGGGCUACGCGGAGUGCGUGAGGUCUUCCAGCCGUGAAGUGAGGCCGUUUGGUGGGGCGCCUGGCCUCCUGGCUGAUCAAAUCGCUCGCUCGGGGGUCUCCGGGAAGCUUCUACUUCAGGCGCUGCACCUCGGCAUCGAGGUCAUCAAUACCACAGACCACUUACAGCUGAGCCGCGAGUGCAGACGGGCCCUGCUCAAGAUGCAUUACUGUCCGCACUGCCAGGGCUUCACCCAGUCCAAGCCCUGCAUGGGCUACUGCCUCAACGUGAUGCGGGGCUGUUUGGCGAGCAUGGCGGAGAUCGACGCCCACUGGAGGGAGUUCGUUCGCUCGCUCGAGGGCCUGUCGGCACGGAUGCACGGACCUCAGGAUUUUGAGCAAGUGCUCCUGGGAGUUCACACGCUGCUGCACGAUGCUGUCGGACAUGCUCAGAAAAAUGGACCCCGCCUCUCAGCACAGGUGCACAAACUGUGUGGCCUGCCAAGCAGGAAGCCUGCACAGUCGGUCAGCAUCCAGCACAGCAGCAGCAGCAGCAGCAGAGAAUCCAUCCCUCUUAAAGCUGUUGUCAGAGCAUCAGGGGACUCGCUCGCUGUCAGGAGAAGGGACUUUCUGAACAGUCUACGUCUGUACCGUACAUACUACGGUGGCCUGGCGGAUCAGCUGUGUGUGAGUGAGCUGGCCUCUGGUGACGGCCUGUCCUGCUGGAAUGGAACCAACAUUGUAAAAAGCUAUACCCUCCGUGUGGUGGGCAAUGGGAUCAAGGCUCAGAGUACCAACCCUGAGGUCAAAGUGAAGGGAGCGGACCCUGUAAUAAAUCAGAUCAUUGACAAACUGAAACACAUCAAUCAGCUGCUGCAGGGAAAGUCCAUUCCCAAACUGGGGUCGCUGGACCAGAUCGAAACAGGAAGUGGAGACACAGAGGGACGUUACAGCGGCGACUGCGAUGAUGAGGACGGUUGUGGCGGCUCAGGUGGUGGCGAGAACAAGAGGAAAGUCCCCAGAGUCUCCAAAUUGAGUCCAGAUGUGGCCGGUGAUCAUAAACAUCAUCAUCACCAUCGUCAUUAUCCACCUGCCGAGGAUUCAGAAAUGCAGGACAGAUCCAGGAGCCUUGGACUGACAGGAGCCAUCUGGGUCUUGAUAAUGCCUUGUUUACACAUGCUCCUGGCCUUGUAACAGCUGCCUUUUUGCAGCAUGAAACUUUCAGGACUUGAUUUCAAGCUUAUUAAUCCACGAAUGAAACGGCCAGUGGACAUAACCAGCUCCAUGUAUGUAACGGAGCACCACUUCCACACGGUGCAGGACACGGUAGGCGUGAACACUUAUGUUGUGUGGAAAUCACAAGACACUGUGGCUUACAUGUUAGACAGCAUUUGGUUCAGCUUUGCAAAUAUUAAUUAUUUUCUAUCACUUACCUGGAAAUCCUUAACACUAAUAAUGACUUAUUUAUAACAGCCAAUGUCAAAAACUAAAUACAGCAUAUGUUGAAAAAAAUUGGUAUUAAUUUAAUUGUAUUUCUGCACAUAAUAUAUAUGAUCUGUAGAUGUAUAUAAGCAUUCGUUUGCUUCUGCAUAUCACACUGUAAUUCACUCUAAACAGAACAGAUUGCACUACUUUUAAGUGGGGUUUUACAACUGCAGUGAAAGUAGUCAAGUGGAAGGCUACUUUUGAUGUUGGAUUUGAAAUCACGUUCUCCACAGUUCAAUGCAGUUGCAUGUUUGUACAAGCCCCGAUUAAAAUGGUCUGUUAUUCUUAUACCAUCUGAAGAAUCCCUUUUGUGUAUAAACCUAUGCUUUUACAUUUUUUUUGUAUACAAAGGUGCUUCAGAUAAUUGUAGAAAGCCUACAGUAAGGUCUCUGAUAUGUGCUGUAUGUUCUGAUACAUUCUGCUAACAGGAACAAAAAAAGAAUUUGAGGCAUCUGCUUUGAUUCACUUUAAAAAGCUGCCAUGCUGUCUAGAGUCCAUUUAAUUUGUAAAUUUCAUUGCAAAAUUGACCUGUAAUGCUACUGCUGAGAGAAAUGGUGAAAGGAGGGGGUGGUGGUGGGAGAAUUCAUACUCCUUUCUUCUUUAGAAAUAGAUUAGUUUCCUCAGGAAUCUAUUAUCAUCUUUCAAACUCAAUCCUCCUCUGCCUUCACACAAGCCUGGAUGGGAGCUGAUAGCUCCUGGAGCCACCGGUGAGGAAGAAUCCAGCUGCUUCUACCUGUGACCUGACUGCAUGCUGCCGGCGUGUUACUGGCAGGUUUCUGUGCAGAGAAAAAAAUGAUUUGUUUCACAUAUGCCAUGCAUGUCUGGUCAAUGAAUGGGAGAGAAAAGUACUCAGCGGUGCUGAAAAUUGGUUCUUUGGCUCUUGUGUGCUGGGGAGCUACUUGUAAAGCUGGAAAAAAAUAUUCUCUUGAGUUGCCGCAGAAGCUAAAAUGAUACUCUUCUUAACCCAAUUUCACUAUUACAUAUAUACAUACACACCACAGAAAUAAACAGGAACACAUUAAAGCUCCUACUGUAAAUAGAUGACAGUGUAAAAAACAUAACUGAAACAUUCAAUUAGGGCUUGAAACAGCUUUUUAUUUUCCAGAAAAUAGAAGUACAGUCUCCUCAGGUGCUCGAUUGAUCCUAUAUGAUCAUAUUUUAAAAUCCUGUGACCUUCCUCUCGCCGCAGUUGUCCUAAAGCAGGCAUAGCAAGUUCUCGCCAUUAGUCAUCCUCACCUUUAAUGUACCAGGUUAGACUUUUAUCAUGAUGUAAAGUCAAGGCUGUUUGAGUAUCUGAGCCACCUGAGUAGCUUGGAGCUUUUCCAACUCCAGUCUCAAGGUUUAGAAAUGAUAACUUUGAGAUUAAUUAUACUCAUCAUUUCUUACUGUGCUUUAAAUUUAAUGUCUGCGUAUGAGGCUUUUUGAGGUGACGUUCCCAAACGACAAUAGUCACAUCGUAGUAGCUUUAAUACAGUUGUUAAGCCACCUAACAAGUCACGACUGGUCCCCCAAACCAAUUAUCGCAGGUUGGCACCAUCAAAGUCAGCGCUAUUGUCGCUGGAACAACUGUGUUAAUGACACUGUUAAAGAACAGAGUUCAGUCUCUUAACUAGAUUACAGGCAGCAGGCACAGAGCCAAAGGUAGCUUGAGGCUAAAUAUACUGUGGAUGUCAGGUCAUACCGGUCCUCCUUUACUUAAAGGAAAAAGUUCAGUUUGAUGUCUUAUGUGAUUAUUAUCACUGCAAAUUGACACUGUUAUCCAGAGGAGGGGGAAAGGGCCCCUUUUUCUGCAAGAUUUGUUUUAAAUUCAUUCAACCUUUAUUUCAACUCGGAAACACACUGAGGUAGAGACCCCGUUUACGAUAUAGCCGAGUAAUGGUCUUCAAAGGAAAAGUACUGCUCAGCUUGGGUCGUCUGUUAUAACAUUGUAUUCACCAAAGUAACUGCUGAGAGCUCGACAACACGGCUGAAAAUAGGUCUGACAAACACAAGCAGUCAAACGAUCGGACAGGUUGUAAACAAACACCUGAGGUUGGCAAAAGAGAAAAUGGAAGAGAGAAUGAAGGUGACAGUAAAAUCAUUAUCCAAACUGUCCAUUGUGAAUAGUUCCUGGUUCAACUUGACAUUGGCCUGUUUACAGCCUUGAUUUUCUUUUUGCUUGUGUUUGUUUUACAUUUUCAGUGAUGUCACUAUGGUGCCCAGAUUUCAGCAGUUGUUUUGCUGAGUCGUUCAUCAAACAUGCUUGUAUCAGUCUCUGCUUGAUUUCUGUUCAGUGCAGUCAUACAAACAUCCAUCCUGUUUGUCUCAGUUGCUGCUGGUUAGGCUCACAAUGACUGCAAGUGGCAGGCGGAGCAGCCCGUUCGUCCUUUUUUAAAUAACGCCCCCUCAAGUCUUUCUAGGGGAUCCUCAAGUGUUCCCCAGGCCUGCUGGGAGAUGUAAUCCAGGGUUUCAUGUUUUCUUGCAGCUUUAAAAUGAUUUCUUCUUCUGAGUUCUCGCUGUAACUGAAAUUUCAUGACAAAAGACAAAAAGUAGCAUAAUUAAUCAGAGAGUGGUGUAUAUUUCUUUUCUGCCUCUUCCUUAAUAUAUAUUAGAUGACAUGUUGCUAAUUUUUUAAUAAAUGAAUGAAAAAUAAAGAUAAUA